Messenger RNA from Temnothorax curvispinosus, 1034 nucleotides. RefSeq lists its product as uncharacterized. Gene Ontology annotation, cellular component: Golgi membrane. The coding region runs from base 264 to 884 and encodes 206 amino acids. Gene Ontology annotation, biological process: vesicle-mediated transport; protein secretion. Lineage: Eukaryota; Metazoa; Arthropoda; Insecta; Hymenoptera; Formicidae. The record is from RefSeq and is a predicted model, not a curated record. The transcript has 5 exons.
GUUUCGCGCACGGGCGGAUGCGCCGGUAAGGUUAAGUUCUCCCCGACGGCGACGAUUCGGGCUCGGAUUCGACGCGAACGGCGUUUCGGACGUGGGGGAGCGUCAUCGUCAACGGGGCACAACCGGGAUCCGGGAGAGAAGAAUCCACCGCUCGGUACUCACUUGUUUCCCCCGAAUGACGAUGACGAGCGCGGCGCCGGCCGCGGUGAGAGCCCACGUGAACAGGGUCCCGAGGAGCGCCUGGGUAAUCGGUACCUUUACUGAUGGAUGACGAUACGAUUGCUUUCGGGGAGGAAGAGGAGGCCGCCCAGAAUGCCAACAGGCUUAAACACCCGUACGUUACGCUGUUUCACUUGGCCUUCAGGAUAGCGGCUAUAAUAGUUUAUUUGUUUUGCGGUUUGUUUUCAAAUAGUUUUAUAGCGAGCUUUGUAACAGUGGUACUACUUUUAUCGAUGGAUUUUUGGACCGUUAAAAAUAUUACGGGAAGAUUAAUGGUCGGCCUUAGAUGGUGGAAUUAUGUGGAUGACGAUGGCAAAAGUCAUUGGAUCUUUGAGUCUCGAAAGGGUGUACAACAGAACCGUAUUAAUGCGACUGAGGCGCGAAUCUUUUGGUUGGCCCUGAUCUUAUGCCCACUUUUUUGGUCAAUGCUAUUCAUUGCGGCAUUAUUUGGUUUUAAAUUCAAGUGGCUUCUCCUCGUUUGCAUUGCCAUAGUUUUAAAUGGUGCGAAUCUGUAUGGCUAUAUUAAAUGUAAAAUGGGAAAUGAUCAAAACAUUUCAGCGGCCACAAGUGAUUUCAUCAGGAAACAAGUGUUGCAAAAUGUUACUUCCAUAAUGAGUAGGAGUCCACCAACGAAUAAUUCCACUCAACCAACUAAUGUAAUAUAGAUUUAUAAAUUUUGAAACAUUAAUGUAUGUGUGCGUGUAUCAUUGAAAAUUUAUAUUCACAUGAUAAUUUAAUAUUUGCAAAUGUUUGUACAUACAACGUUAGACAGUAUCUCUUAAGUAUUAUAUAAAAUAAACCGUUGUCAAUCUUCA